Messenger RNA from Alternaria burnsii, 582 nucleotides. RefSeq names its product gtp-binding protein rho1 precursor. Gene Ontology annotation, biological process: small GTPase-mediated signal transduction. Gene Ontology annotation, molecular function: GTP binding; GTPase activity. Bases 1 to 582 code for a protein of 193 amino acids. The transcript is spliced from 5 exons. The record is from RefSeq and is a predicted model, not a curated record. NCBI's taxonomy places the organism in Eukaryota, Fungi, Ascomycota, Dothideomycetes, Pleosporales, Pleosporaceae.
AUGGCCGAGAUUCGACGAAAGCUCGUUAUUGUCGGUGACGGCGCCUGUGGAAAGACCUGUCUGCUCAUCGUCUUCUCCAAGGGCACCUUCCCCGAGGUCUACGUCCCCACCGUCUUCGAGAACUACGUCGCCGAUGUAGAGGUUGACGGCAAGCACGUCGAGCUCGCCCUUUGGGAUACCGCUGGCCAGGAAGAUUACGACCGUCUCCGCCCUCUCUCCUACCCCGACUCGCACGUUAUCCUCAUCUGCUUCGCCAUCGACUCACCCGAUUCGCUUGACAACGUCCAGGAGAAGUGGAUCUCCGAGGUUCUGCACUUCUGCCAGGGCCUUCCCAUCAUCCUCGUUGGAUGUAAGAAGGAUCUGCGCUUCGACCAGAAGACGAUUGAGGAGCUACACAAGACCUCGCAGAAGCCCGUGACACCCGAGCAGGCCGAGGAUGUGCGCAAGAAGAUUGGUGCCCAGAAGUACCUCGAGUGCUCGGCCAAGACGAACGAGGGCGUCCGAGAAGUAUUCGAGCACGCCACCCGGGCUGCUCUGUUGACCCGGAAAGAGAAGAAGACCAAGAAGUGCUUGAUCUUGUAA